AUGUCCUCGUUGCCCCGAGGCUUCGAGCCCCAAACUCUGGAGAACUUGGGGCAGCGGAGUUUGACGGAGCUGCGGGAAAUGUUGAAGCGCCAGGAGAGACUUUUGCGCAACGAAAAAUUCAUUUGCAAAUUGCCCGACAAAGGUAAAAAGAUCAUAGACUCCGUUGCCAAACUGAAAGUGGCCAUUGCAGGACGUGAAGAGUCUACAGGAAAAAGUGAACUCUUUCAUCCUGUUAAAGUAGAUUCUAAAGUAAGGCAAAAAGUGAUUGCAGUGGUUGAUGAAGACACAGCAAGGGCUCAGAAUUCUGAACAGAUCCUUGAUACUUCAUCACUAGUUCCUGGUUGUUCCUCUGUAGAUAACAGCAAGUCAUCUAAAACAACUUCACCAAAACAUGAAGUUGAAGCUCUCUUUCACAAAAGCAAUGAAGGGACUUCAGAGGCAGAGGAAACAGUUCCCAGUAGCAGAGCCAGUGCAUCUUCCUCAUCUGAAGCUAGCAGGUGUCUCCCUCAGCGUCAUGUUUCAAGUCAAGAAGAAGCUACGUCCAGCAUCUCUGACAACCUGCUUAUUGAUAGGUUACAAAGGAUUACAAUUGCAGACCAAGAGAAACAUGGCUCAGAAGAAAACACAAGUAGUGAUAACCUGACAGGCUUUCCUAGUGGCACUCAGAAGAAGCCACAUUAUAUGGAAGUGCUAGAAAUGCGAGCCAGAAACCCAGUGCCUUCAUCUCAUAAAUUUAAAACAAAUGUAUUACCUUCACAACCAAAGGAUUCAUCUAGUCUGAGCCAGAGAAGAGUUGCUCCUAUUUCUUCAGAUGAACGGAGGCAGAGGGACAAGAAACAUAUUGAUGACAUCACAGCAGCUCGGCUUCUACCGCUUCACCAUAUGCCAACACAGCUGCUCUCCAUAGAAGAGUCUUUAACACUGCAGAAACAGCAGAAACAGCAGUAUGAGGAAAUACAAGCCAAGCACGCAGCACAAAAAUUAGCUGAAAAGCUGAAUAUUAAAAUGCAGAGCUAUAAUCCAGAAGGAAAGACUUUGGGGAAAUACCGAGAAGUGACGGAUGAAGAUGAUCAGUGCUCUGAUGAUGAAUUGUGA
Molecule: messenger RNA, 1095 nt
Organism: Elephantulus edwardii (Cape elephant shrew)
Lineage: Eukaryota; Metazoa; Chordata; Mammalia; Macroscelidea; Macroscelididae
Product: DNA-directed RNA polymerase II subunit GRINL1A-like
Exons: 4
Coding region: 1-1095 (364 amino acids)
Biological process (GO): intracellular signal transduction; maintenance of ER location; transcription elongation by RNA polymerase II
Cellular component (GO): RNA polymerase II, holoenzyme; nucleus; nuclear envelope
Molecular function (GO): transcription elongation factor activity
Source: RefSeq, a predicted model, not a curated record